ACUAUAAAUAAGUGGGUUGAUUGAGUGAUAGAACCAGAAUUCGAGACCUAAUCCAAAGGAGAAGUAACCAUGCGUCCUAUUAUUGCGCUAUCCCUGGUCGUCCUGGCCACGCUGGUUGCCCUGUCCUCGCAGGCAUCAACAUCGCCCACGAGCAGCUCCACUUCGCCUACGAGCAGUUCAUCCACCUCGCCCACGAGCAGUUCCUCCUCAUCGGACACAACGGCCACUACCACUACCACGACCACAACCGCCGCGGCCACCACCACCACCACCACAACUGAGGAGACCAAGAAGAGGCAUCGCCGCAGGCACCGCCGCCGGAGGAUCAUCAUCAUCCGACGCGGUGGCGGUGGACUAAGGCGCCGCAGAGAGCGUGGCGGCGAAGAGGAUGGUGGCCGCGUCGUGAGGCGCUUCCGUGUGCGCGAACGAAGAUUCAGACGUCGUGAUGCCUUCUUCAAAAAAUAGACUUACUGAUAAAUGACUCCAAUAGUAAUUACUUUCAUGCAAUACAAUAAACAGCAUAUGUAUGUA
This is a messenger RNA of Drosophila simulans, 531 nucleotides long. RefSeq names its product protein new-glue 1. NCBI's taxonomy places the organism in Eukaryota, Metazoa, Arthropoda, Insecta, Diptera, Drosophilidae. The record is from RefSeq and is a predicted model, not a curated record. Bases 70 to 465 code for a protein of 131 amino acids. The transcript has a single exon.